Molecule: messenger RNA, 1999 nt
Organism: Osmerus eperlanus (European smelt)
Lineage: Eukaryota; Metazoa; Chordata; Actinopteri; Osmeriformes; Osmeridae
Gene: kifl
Exons: 11
Coding region: 466-1839 (457 amino acids)
Biological process (GO): microtubule-based movement
Molecular function (GO): ATP binding; microtubule motor activity; microtubule binding
Source: RefSeq, a predicted model, not a curated record
AACAUGGUGGAGGUGGUGGUGGGGGGGGGGUCUCCUGGACCGACAGAUAGAGAAAGAGGCAGCGUCCAGUUACAAUCUCUAUCUCCCACACUGGAAACCCGAGGACAGUUUGGAGGCCCCUGCGCUGGCUAGCGCGGGCAAGCUAAUACCAGCUGAAACCCCAUCUCUGAAGGUUUAAUAUUUAAACAGUGUUGAGAGCUUCGUUCCCUCCCCAAAAGGCUGAGUCAGUUCAUAGCUUCCCAGCUGUCCGUCUAUACCUGUACAGGACAGCAGGUCUGCCACACCACAGCUACCCUGAGGGCCUCAGAUCUGAUCUCAGUUUUUGGGGAAAAGGUGCCAUUAUUCAAACCAUACAUGCUAUGACACACUGCUGCACAUAGACACACACACCAACGUGGACACAUACGACUGCACACACACACACACUCGCACACACACAUAAAGCCCCUCUUGGAGACACGCACCAUGUACGUGAACUCCUCAGGAACAGAGAACGUUUCCUUGUCCCUCACCUUCCUGGGGAAGAAAGUAGGAAGGCGCUGCGCUGUUGCCCCGGCAUCAAAACAACGCGCCUGGGAAACCACCACCCUGUCUCCAUGCCCCGAGGACACGGUGGGGUCCCUGCGGGGUCGCCCUGCCCCCGUGACCGUGUCGCUGGUGGAGGAGUUACCGGGCAGCGUGCCGGACCUCCGAGAGGAGGUGGUGCACCAGCAACCGUGCACGGUCCACAACACACACUUGGACCAGGACCGAGGUAGACGUAAAAUCCGCGUGUUCUGUCGUAUCCGCCCGGCGAGCCGCGCCGAGGCGGCCCAGGGCGGGGCCGUGGUCGUGCAGCGUCUCGACGACUACUCCGUGACCGUGGAAACGGCCCGCGGGCCUCGGGAGUUCCAGUUCGACCGGGUGUUCAGCACGGAGAGCUCACAGGAGGACAUAUUCCAGGACACCAACAGGCUGAUCCAGUCAGCCAUAGACGGCUACAACGUGUGUAUCUUUGCCUUCGGUCAGACGGGAUCAGGGAAGACCUUCACCAUGGUGGGGGACAAGGAGCAGAGGAGCCCUGGAAUCAUGCCCCGUGCCUUCAACGCCAUAUUUGACAUCGUCCAGGAGAACGCCGGCAAGUUUGAUUUCAAGGUCUCGGCCUACAUGCUGGAGCUGUACAACGACCAGCUGCAGGACCUGCUAGCGAGCGGCCCUGAGGGCCGAGGCAGGCGGCUGGAGAUCAAGAGGAACAGAAAGGGGCUUGUGUUUGCCCAGGGAGCCGACACCAGAGACGCCUCCAGCGCCACCGAACUGUUCGCUCUGUUCCAGCAGGCCUGCGCCAACCGCCACAUCUCCUCCACCAAGAUGAACGUGGAGAGCUCUCGCUCACACCUCAUCGUGGGCAUCGUGGUGGAGGGCAGGAACCUGACCAAUGGGAGCGUGAGCUGCGGAAAACUGAGUCUGGUGGACCUGGCCGGCAGCGAGAGGGCCGCCAAGACCGGCGCCAAGGACCAUCAGCUGAAGGAGGCCAACUCCAUCAACAAGUCCCUGAGUGCCCUGGGCGACGUGAUCUCGGCUCUGUCCCUGGAGCUGCCCCACGUGCCCUACAGGAACAGCAAGCUGACCCAGAUCAUGCAGGACUCCCUGGGGGGCAACGCCAAGACCCUCAUGAUCGCCAACGCCUCGCCCUCCGAGUGCAACGUGGACGAGACCCUCACCUCCCUCAUCUAUGCGACGCGAGUGAAGGCCAUCACCAACAACGCCCAGAGGAACCUGGACAGCAAGGAGAUAGCCCAGCUGAAAGAGGUGAUAGUGAAGCUGCGCUCGGGGGAGACCGUGGAGGAGGAGGACGUCUGAGGUCACCGGGGGCUGAGCUCUGCUCGGCUGGAAGGCCUCACACUGGGACGAGCGCUGCCCGCCUGCAGGCCUCACCGGGGGCUGGGACGGGAGGCUUUCAUUGGCGCACGCAGCAGCGAAUCCACACGCAUUUGGGCCGUGUCCAUGAUCAAAUAAAAAC